UGUGCAAAAUAUAUGUGUGGGGCGAUGGGGUAUUAUAAUGCUGGCAUUCCUAAGAUGCAAAUUUAAUCUAAAGAAAAGUGUGCUUUGUUUUUAAGUAUUGUGUGUGUGUGUGGCGUUAUAAUUCAGGCAAAUGAGAAGGUUAUGGGCAUAAGAAGUGUUUGUGCAUACCGGUACCCUUUAUUAGGGUAUGCAGGCCAUUCUUUCAUAAAUUGCAAAUCUGUGAAAACCAUUUCUUAGCAAGCACCUAAGAGGCUAAAGGAACUUAAAUAAAUCAAUGGGAUUUUGCACUUGUAAAUUCUUCCAAAGGCAUGUAUCUUAAAUAGCCUCAUGACUAGACCAACUCACCGUCUUUAUAUGUGACUCAGAUAUUGGGUCUUUCGAAAAACUGACAGGAGAAGUGACAAAGGCGAGUAAGCUUCAGGCUAACCACCUAUUAGAAGAAAGCUCUGAAUUCAAACCUCUGCUGUCAUACUUAAACAUGGGAAAGGCGACCCUUGGGCAGCUUGAAGCACUCAGUGCUUCACCCUGGCAGAACCUGUGCUGCUGAUCUCAAACUGUAUCAGCACUUGCUGUGUGAGAUCUAGCCUGAUAAAUAGAAUGGAGACAUUUGACAAUAGUUCUUCAGUGAAUAUUAAUUCAAGUACAGACACAAGCAGACUUAUUAAAGAACUUGAAGAACUGGCAGUAAAGGAAGAGUCUGGUGAAUUAAGUGUAAAGAACAGCUACAAGUUUGAUGGAAAUAAAAUGCCUUUGUCAGAAGGAAUUGGAGAUUCUGAAACAUUGUCUCAAGCAUUGAAAACUGUUGUUGGUGGUAAUAGAUUGCCGCAGAUUAUAAAUCUUGCUGACAAUGAUGAUAAGACAAGUGUUAGCGUUUAUAAUCCAGAAGUUGAAGUAUAUGUAGCCCCUAAUACUGCUAGCUUUGUAGAAAAAUCAUCUGGUAGUAAUAAGGUUAAAAUUACACCAGUUGUAAAUCAUGUAUGGGAAAUGAGAUAUUACCAUGGCAACUUAGUGGCAGUUCAUAGAGAUUCCAUAUUUGUUGCAUAUGUUUUAAAAGGCAAACCACCAAAUAUUGGAAAUGUUCGUGUGAUUUCUCGUAAGACUGCCCAUAGAGUCCUUUUGAAGGAUUUCCAAGGUUGUGUUAUGGAUAUAGCUUUUGCCUUAUCAGAUGAUGUUAUUUUAGCAGCAGCAGAUGAGGAAGGAAAUUUAUUUGUUUAUUCUAUAAUAAUGAAUGGAGACAGCAUAUUAUCAAAUUUAAUCCUUCAUAUUAAUGGCCAUGAGUCAAGCUAUAGAAGUCUUAUCCGAGUUAUUUGGUGCCCAUACAUGCCUGAGGAUGAUGCAGAGCACGAAAGCUUAGAUCCAGCUAAGAUGCUAGUUUAUCUACAUGGAACACAGGCUGAAGUAUGGAAUGUCGAUCUUGUUUCAAAAGGACAAGGCUGUGGGCCUCACUCUUACAAGGAUGUUCUCUCUGGUGUCAUGUGUGUGGACCCUUAUGAGCCAAUGAUGUCUGUUGUAAAUGCAGCCUUUGCUCCAGAUGGUUCUGCAAUUGCUGUAGCUUAUGAAUCUGGAAUAGUCAAGUUUUUCUUAGUGGAGCUUGAAGGAGAUUGCCCGGAAGCAGAAUGUAUGUAUGAUUGGAAUCCCCAUGAUGGAGCUCCUUUAACCAGUCUUUUCUUUCUUGAUGAUCACAAGCAUCCUGUCUCUGACCUACAGUUGUGGAAGUUUGCUUUGACCGGUGCUAAACAAAAUACAGAAAUUAAAUUAUGGAGUUGUGAAACAUGGGCUUGUGUUCAAACUUUAAAGUUCAACGCUCCACUGAGUCAGCCAAAUGUAUUGCUACAGAUGAAAUCUGAAAUAGAUCUGACAUCCAAGUAUCUAGCAUUAUCUGAUAUUCACUCUCGGGUUUUAUACAUUCUACAAAUUCAUCAAGACUAUAGGAGCAGUACAGCUCAUGUCAGCUCUCUAUCACAGUUCACUCUCACACAGCCUUGUCUUAGUUUUGCAAUUUUUGAAGCAGGCUUAAAAAAAUUUAAACAUGCCGAGAAUGAUUCUCAUUUAGAUGAAAUUACUACUGGAGAACUUGGAGAAAUUCAUGAAGAAACUGAUGCCCAUAAUGGAAGAGAGAAUGCUAUUAUAGAUGGAGAAUUAAGUUCUGGUGUCCAAUUAAAAAUGUUUGGUGUUCACACCAAAGCUCUUCAAGAAUUGCUGAUAAGAUAUCGUCCUGAAUCAAGUGCUCCAGUAGCUCAUUCUGCUAGUGUUGGUUCAAUAUCUCUUGAUGAAUUGGGUCUUAGGGACAGACUUUCAGAUGUAAGCAUAGAUCAAAGUGAACAUAUUCAAAAUUUCACACCUAUUUCUCAUCCUCCAGCAUUGAUGACACCACAAGCAUUUUCUUCUUCAAGAGGAAAUUCUUUAGUUGAAGGAAGUUCACAGCUAUGUUUAUCUAGCACCAGUAGUUUUACUAAUGUAACUGCAAUGAAUGAAGAAAUAGAGGCUCAUUCCAACCAUGGUUCUUUGGAUCAGUCUCUUAUGUUAGUUUCAAGCACAACUCAGAGUCCUCAAAACAGACCAACACCUAAAGGAAAUCUAGAAGCACCUAUUCUUCCAUCAUCAUCUGUGGAGGGAACUGAAUUAAACUCACCAAUUAACAGCAGAAUUAAAUCCAGUCAACCUUUAAAUACUUCACGAUCUAAUGAGGACAUCCUAGAGGAUUUAUUCUCUUCCACUCAAUCACUUAACAAAUCCUUAGAUAAAGCUUCAAGCACUGGAUCAUUUCCUGUUGGAAGAUUAAUGGAGGAAACACAACAGGAAGAAGGAUAUGAUGAAGAUGACAAAGAAGUAGCUACAGCACUAGGACUUAAAGAAGUUGAGAAGGAUGGUCUUACUGAGAGACCAUCAGAUGAAUAUGAGGAUAAAAAUGAAGUGAUUUGGCCAGAUCCCCCAGAUGUUUCAAAGGAAACAAAGCUUUUGGUGAAUCAACAUAGUAUUUGUGAAGAUUUUAAAGAGCCUGAAUUUUCUGAUGAAAAUGAUGAGGCUGAAGUUGAGGAAAUUAUUCAAAGUCAUGUUGAGGAUAAUGAGACUCGUUCUGUUGACAAUGAUUUUUCAAGCAGAACAAAAAGACUUGAUUCAGGGCAGACUCGUGUGCUGACAAGUAUUGAUGCUAGUAUAGCUAAUUUAGCUUCACAGCUUCAUCAACAGCAGAAAUUAAUGCAAGAAAUGCAAGCAGAACUUAAUCAUCAAAGAGAAAUUCAGCUUCAACUUCAUCGACACCAAAUGGAACAUCAGCAGCUUCAGCAGAUAACUGUACAACAACCUUCUCUUGAAAAAGAUAUAAACAAAUUAGAAGACAUCCUUAUAUCACGUAUGGAGCAUUCUUUGGCACAGCAUAUGCAAAAAGAAACUCAAAGAUUACAAGAAAGUUUAAAGAAAAGUGAUUCCAUAAGAAAACAGAGAGAUGAAUCCCUUCAGACUAGUGUUGUUACUGAAGUGUCUAAAACAGUCAAAGAUACUGUGACAAAUACAUUACGUACUGAAAUCAAGCAAACAGUUACACCUGCAUUGCAUCGUUUUAUUGAACCAAUGAAAGACAAGAUACAUCAAGAGGUGGCCCACAGGCUCACUGCCUGUGAUACAUUACUGAAAGAAAAUAUUAGCAAAGCUGUUAAAUCUAGAUCCACUAUGGAUGUACUGGCCCAUGCUGUGGGUGAUGUCGUAUAUCAACAAAUGCAACAAGCAUAUACUGAAACAUUCAAAAUUGUUAUGCUCCCUGCUUUUAAAAGUACAAUGGAAAAGACAGUCAGUGAUGUGCAUGGUGUUUUUCAACAGGGAACAAAAGAAUAUCAGUUAUACAUUCGUCAAAAUUUGGAUCAAAUGCUACGUGACCGCGUGGCAGCACAAGAAAUUGUCUCUAGAAUGGAAGCAGUAGAGCAGCAGUUUAUUCAUAGUGUUGGACAAAUGAAAAAUGUCCUGGUUAAUAGCAUCAGGGAUGAUCUUGCCGGACAAGUAGCCCAAGCGUUUAAUAGCCUUAAAGAUGAACUUUUGAAGGAUAUAACAAAAAUUGUUAAGGAAGAACUUGGGCAAUCAAUAACUGAGCAUGGAUCACACAUCAGUAAUCAACUGACUACAUUACUUCGAUCAGGUGCUGCAACGCCUGUUCCUUUAUCAUUAGAUGAAGAUAACAGCAAAGACAGAAUAAUGAGAGAAUUAAGGAAUGGUAGAAUCAAUGAAGCAUUUCAGUGUGCAUUAUCUGCUAGUAACCUGGAUUUAGUUGUGUAUACAUGUGAAGCAGCAAAACAUUUAGAGAUAUUUGCCAACAAAUAUUGCCCCUUAACACAGCCAGUUCUUUUGUCAUUAAUAAGUCAACUGUCUGCCCAUUUGGAGAAAAAUUUUGAACUUAAACUGAAAUAUUUGGAGGAUGCUGUAAUCAAUCUUGACCCAGAGCAACCAAUGACAGCAGAACAUAUUCCUAAUGUACUAGGUGCUCUUGUGCAGCGGUUACAAGUGACUGAUGCUCAUGGAGGAGAUGCAAAAAAGAUCAGAGCUAUUAGAAUGAUAGUUAUGGCAGCCAAAUCUUUACUUUCCUGAUAAAUCUUUGUUUGUUUUUUUUUUUUUGUGAACAAUAUUAGUUUUUUAACUGGUUCUUUGUUUACUGAUAUAAUGCUUCAAUAAAAUUAAGUGUCAUUUAUGUUGAAUUCAAUUUAUUGUAUUAAAUCCCAAUUUUGUAAACAAUGAUAAUUAGCUAUUCUAAGUAGUUAACUGCAAUAUUAACAGAAAAUAAACCAUUUCAACAAGGAAAAAAUGUCA
Messenger RNA from Biomphalaria glabrata, 4794 nucleotides. RefSeq names its product enhancer of mRNA-decapping protein 4-like. Gene Ontology annotation, molecular function: protein binding. Lineage: Eukaryota; Metazoa; Mollusca; Gastropoda; Planorbidae. Gene Ontology annotation, biological process: deadenylation-independent decapping of nuclear-transcribed mRNA. Gene Ontology annotation, cellular component: P-body. The transcript has 30 exons. The record is from RefSeq and is a predicted model, not a curated record. The coding region runs from base 598 to 4575 and encodes 1325 amino acids.